Messenger RNA from Leptinotarsa decemlineata (Colorado potato beetle), 843 nucleotides. Its product is annotated as trypsin-4-like. Gene Ontology annotation, biological process: proteolysis. Gene Ontology annotation, molecular function: serine-type endopeptidase activity. The record is from RefSeq and is a predicted model, not a curated record. Lineage: Eukaryota; Metazoa; Arthropoda; Insecta; Coleoptera; Chrysomelidae.
CAAAUGUCACUUUUGCGUUUGAAGAUCAUUCUCAAGGAAGUUUACCUCAUUUUCAAUUACUUUGUCUUGUACAUCCUGGCGAGUAGUUCAGACGUGAGAGAACGAAUAAUAGGAGGAUCGGAAUGCAACCAGAGUUAUAUUUUUUUCGUAUCGAUACGUCAUUUUCCGACCAGCACCGUUAUCUGUGGAGGAACUUUAUUGAGUGCCUAUUGGGUACUCACCGCUGCACAUUGCGAUGCCCACAAUUUAUACGUUUGGGUUGAAAUGGCAAAAAAACCUAGAGAUUUUCAUUGGUCCAAGGUGACAAAAAGAUACCCACAUCCGAGAUUCGAUAGGGAAACAUUAGCAAACGAUAUUGAAUUGAUGAAACUUGGCAGUCCAAUGUUCGAAAGUCACGUCAUUGCUUACGUAGCACUUCCAACUGAAGCAUACAAGGGUGAUGUGAGCAGAAAAUGUCCCAAAGCACUAGUGAUGGGACUCGGGAUGACUACUUCUAUCAGCAAGAAAAUGUCAAAAGUAUUGAACUGCGUUGAAAUGAAAACAAUUAGUUAUGAAAUAUGCUAUAAUUAUUAUGUAUUCUUCAAUAUAACGGAUAACGUUAUAUGUACCCUAUCUAUAGGUAAAGAUGCAUGCAAAGGUGAUUCGGGAGGGCCUUUACUCUGCGACGACGUGCAAUAUGGUAUUGUUAGUUGGGGUAUCUCGUGCGAUAUCGGGUUUCCGGGAGUUUAUACAAGAGUCGAUAAAUACUUGAAAUUUAUUGAAAAAACUAUGAACUGCUGUUGGUCAAGAGAUAAUUUCUGGCAAUUGUGGCUAUUGGUGACUAUCGUUCACUCAAUUUUAUGA